UCAAGAAUUAAUGUUCAAAGGUAUGACCCGUAAUUCAUUUUUUAAUGGCAAUUGGAUUCAAUAAACUUGUAACAUUUUUUGGCCAUUUUGUGAUUGGUAUGUACUUUUGAAAAUAUAACCUUUGUCAACAGCCCAAACGCCAUCUAUAAUGUGUUAGCAGCCAUUGUGAUUAUGUCACGACUAAAAGUGUACCACAAAUCUUUUGUGUAUAAAUAAAAGCAUCCACCUAAACUGGUCACUCCAAGCAAUUAAUUAAGUUGUUACUUAUUCUUUAUAUCUUCUGUGUCAAAUAUCAGAGACAUUUUCUGAAUUUUCCCUUUGAUAUAGAAUUAAUUGACAAGUAUGGGUAGAAUUUUUGUGGCUGCACUAAAUUUAUUAGUGAUCCUUCAAGUUUUACAACCUCCUAUUGCUUUUGCUGCUACAGCAGGAAAGGUAGUAACAAUUUUGAGCAUAGAUGGAGGUGGCAUCAGAGGAAUUAUUCCUGCCACCCUUCUUGCUUUCCUUGAAUCCAAGCUUCAGGAAAUUGAUGGACCAAAUGUCAGAAUUGCGGACUAUUUUGAUGUGGUAGCUGGAACGAGCACAGGUGGAUUAAUCGCCACCAUGCUAACAGCUCCAGACAAAGAUAAUCGCCCUUUAUAUGCAGCAAAAAAUAUUACCAAUUUCUACAUGGAUCAUGGUCCUAAAAUCUUUCCUGAGAGCAGUCGCAGCAGCUUCCUGAAGAGGCUCACAAAUAUAUUUGGGGGGCCUAAGUAUGACGGGAAAUAUCUGAAAACAUUGGUUAAGUCAAUAUUAGGCAAUCAUACUGUGAAGCAAACAUUGACACAGAUAGUCAUCCCGUCUUUUGAUAUCAAGCGCCUUCAACCCAUUGUCUUCACAACUACUGAUGCCAAAGCACAUGUUUCUAAGGAUGCUUUACUAUCGGACAUUUGCCUAAGUACCUCUGCAGCACCCACCUAUUUCCCUGUACAUUAUUUUGAGACCAAGGAUGCUCAAGGCAAAACACGUUCAUUUGAUCUUAUUGAUGGAGGGGUAGCUGCAAAUAAUCCAACUCUCAUGGCAAUUACUCACAUUUCGAAAGCAAUUGUGUUGGGGAAAUUGCAAUACGAGGGCGUGAGACCCAUGGACUGCGAGAAAAUGUUGGUUCUGUCACUGGGCACAGGUAUACCGAAGGACGAAAAGAAGUAUAGCGCUGCGGCGGCUUCAACAUGGGGUGUACUUGGUUGGCUGUACAACAAUGGUGCAAGUCCAUUGCUAGACGUUUAUAGUGAUGCAAGUUCUGAUAUUGUGGAUGUGAACCUUUCAACCAUGUUUCAGUCCCUUCGGAACGAAAAGAACUAUCUUAGAAUUCAGGAUGAUAGUCUGACUGGGGAGGCUGCAUCUAUGGAUGUUGCAACCACAAAGAACAUGGAGAAACUUGUGCAAAUUGGUAAUGAUCGAUUGAAGAAGCCAGUGUCAAGGGUUAACUUAGAUACUGGCCGCUAUGAAGAAGUUUCUGGGGAGGGCACCAAUGAAGAAGCCCUUAUUCGGUUUGCUAAGUUGCUUUCAGAGGAAAGAAAACUCAGGGAAACAGCUGAGGAGUUCUCUACCACUAGAAAAAUACUCUAAAUGCUUUGUCAAUUAACACCAAUUAAUUGAUAAGAGAGAAGUCUUACAAUUAGUAUUUUCCUUUUGCUUUGAAUUUUCGUAGGGUGAAUUUUAUGUUGAAGCCUUGAAGGCAAUCUUUUUCAAUGUAAAAUCAGAACGAUUAUACAAGAAGAAAGAUGUGCUUUCGUAUCAUGUCGUACAUUGCUUUUCAAAAGGCAAAUAAAUGGCGAUUGGCGAUAUAUGACUUUGACAAUUAAAGUAUAUCUUUUAGUUCCCGUUCAUUAAUUGAACGGUUUAA
Molecule: messenger RNA, 1882 nt
Organism: Capsicum annuum
Lineage: Eukaryota; Viridiplantae; Streptophyta; Magnoliopsida; Solanales; Solanaceae
Product: patatin-like protein 2
Exons: 6
Coding region: 343-1605 (420 amino acids)
Biological process (GO): lipid metabolic process
Molecular function (GO): monoacylglycerol lipase activity; glycerophospholipase activity
Source: RefSeq, a predicted model, not a curated record